GCUGGUCCGUACAAAAAAGUGGAAUGUUCCGCCAAACAUCAGACUGAUAUGCUCACUGAUACCAGUUAGCGUAAACGCUGUGCCAAUUGAUAUACAGUCCAGUCAUUACGUGCUACGCCCACAUAACUGACUGUAACUGUACUGGCCAAGUGUGAAACAUGCUUUAACGUCAUAUCAAAACGGUUUGUGUCUUUUGAUAACGGUUUAGUUGACUUUGACGUCUAGCGCCAAAUAGAUUAGACUCAAACUUAAAUUCGAUUAAAGUUAUUUUUUUAUGUGUUUAUUGUAAAAACAAGGAAAUAGGUUUAGUUAGUAAGAUUAGUGUUUAAAACUAAAGUCUUACCACGAUGGUUUUCGUUAUAGUAACUUCUUUAAUUUUAGUCCUGAUAAGCGCUUUAUUGGUAACCUUACACUUUGGGUUAGAUAAGAAAAAGGUGUAUAAAAAUUUAAGAUUUAAGCAUGUUGUAAUUACUGGGGGUUCCAGUGGAAUUGGGAAAGCAGUAGCUGAGGAGGCAGCUAAAUUAGGAGCUCACGUAACAAUUAUCGGGCGUGAUCUCACCAAGCUUGAAAGUGCCGUUAAUGAUAUUUCAAAAUGUAAGUCCAAUAAUGAACAAAAAAUUCAGUAUGCUGCCUUGGAUAUUACAUCAGAUUAUUCGUCUAUAGAAAAAUGUUUAUUAUCUCUGGAAGUUGAUAUCAGUCCAAUAUUUAUGCUCAUCAACUGUGCUGGUAUGUGCAUUUGUGGGCAAUUUGAAACUAUGAAAAUCGAAGAUAUAAAACAAAUGAUUGAUUUGAAUUAUUUCGGUACUGCAUAUCCCACCAGAUAUGUGUUGAAAGGCAUGAAAAAAAGAAAUGAAGGAGUUGUUGUUUUUGUAUCAUCAGAGGCAGCAUUGUUGGGUAUAUAUGGUUACAGUGCUUAUAGUGCUGCAAAAUGGGCUGUCCGAGGUCUAGCCGAAUCAGUUUUAAUGGAGUUAGUUGGCACUGACGUUAGGUUGAUGCUGGCAUUUCCACCAGAUACUGAUACCCCUGGUUUUAAAGCAGAAGAACUUACUAAGCCAAAAGAAACCAAGUUAAUCUCAGGGUCUGGGGGAUUGCAGUCGCCUCAAUCAGUUGGAAAGAAAAUGCUAGAAGAUGCUUUGAAUGGAAAGACAUACUCUGUGUUUGGUAUCAGUGGACAGUUACUGGCAACUCUAUAUUGUAGUUCUAUAGACAGUUUUGGACAGGUCUUAAUGCAAAUUUUAACAACAGGUUUCUUAAGGGCUGUUACUGUGCCAAUAAUUCUUUCUUUCCAUAAAAUAGUCAGGGAUGGCCUCAUAGAGCGAAUUAAAACGGAAAAGAAGGCUGUGCAAUAAUUGUUUUCAGUGUAUAAUAAAUUUGUGUUCCUUUAAUCUUAA
Messenger RNA from Papilio polytes (common Mormon), 1391 nucleotides. RefSeq names its product 3-ketodihydrosphingosine reductase (gene Kdsr). Gene Ontology annotation, biological process: sphingolipid biosynthetic process. Gene Ontology annotation, molecular function: 3-dehydrosphinganine reductase activity. The record is from RefSeq and is a predicted model, not a curated record. Gene Ontology annotation, cellular component: endoplasmic reticulum membrane. The coding region runs from base 348 to 1349 and encodes 333 amino acids. NCBI's taxonomy places the organism in Eukaryota, Metazoa, Arthropoda, Insecta, Lepidoptera, Papilionidae. The transcript has 3 exons.